Molecule: messenger RNA, 790 nt
Organism: Arvicanthis niloticus (Nile rat)
Lineage: Eukaryota; Metazoa; Chordata; Mammalia; Rodentia; Muridae
Gene: Cda
Product: cytidine deaminase
Cellular component (GO): cytosol
Molecular function (GO): zinc ion binding; cytidine deaminase activity
Source: RefSeq, a predicted model, not a curated record
CAGACCGCCAACACCGGUUUCCUCUCCUCUGCAGCGGCCAGCUCACCCUCCUCAGACCGACAUGGCCCAGGAACGCCCCUCCUGUGCCGUUGAGCCCGAGCACGUCCAGCGGCUGCUGCUGUCCUCUCGUGAAGCCAAGAAGUCAGCCUACUGCCCCUACAGCCGCUUCCCUGUUGGGGCUGCCCUGCUCACCGGGGACGGGAGAAUCUUCUCUGGGUGCAACAUUGAAAACGCCUGCUACCCACUGGGGGUGUGUGCCGAGCGGACUGCCAUCCAGAAAGCCAUCUCCGAAGGGUACAAGGAUUUCAGGGCCAUUGCCAUCUCCAGUGACUUGCAAGAAGAGUUCAUCUCCCCCUGUGGAGCCUGCCGACAAGUCAUGAGAGAGUUUGGCACCGACUGGGCUGUGUACAUGACCAAGCCGGAUGGCACAUUCGUAGUCAGGACGGUGCAGGAGCUGCUGCCAGCCUCCUUUGGACCUGAAGACCUGCAGAAGAUUCACUGAAGGCUGGAGAGUAGAAUGUCUGCUGAACGUGUGAGCCCUACCUAAGCAACAGCUCUUGGAAGACUCCAUAAUGGUGCUGUCUCUGGCUGGGCCUUGGGGACACUUAUCCCAAAUGGCGGGUCAAGGGUGACCUUGGUUUACACACUACAGCCUCCCCUCCAGUGAUAGAAGCUGCCACUCAUCUGGGCCAAAGCCUACAUCCUCCUGGGGACUCAGCAUUCCUCUCCUUCCUCUCCCGAAGGCCCUGGUGUUUCAGGCCAUUAUAAACACCACAGGAUGUCCUGAUUC